AUGCUUACCAGGUUGUUGCGAGUGGACGGCUUUUCACGACACAGUUUUGCUCCUCCUAUCAGUAUGCCAAAGCCGAUGCCUCACGAAAAGAAGCUUAAAGAAUUGAAUCUUAUCAAUGGCCUGUUUUACGCCGUGGGGAUCCGGCCAAAUCGUUCCUUAACCUUGGAUUCUGUCCAAGUUGGAGCGCCAAAUCCUGGAGGCGAAGAACUCGAUUCGCGUUGUCUGUUGACUUUCGCUUACUGGAUGCAUCUGAUUGGAAAACAGUCGGCGUCUAAGAAGACGGCUAAAGUUCUGGAAGACAUAUGUCCAGAAUCGUCUUCGUCAGCUUUUCUCGUUGUGGACAAAGACUGCCGGAUAGGUGAACUUUCAACUAUUGCACUGGAGAAAGCCUUUCUGGCCGUGAGAGAGGAACUCCAAAAUCUCAAGAGCUUCGAAAAUUACAAAGAAAGCAUAAUAGCGAAGAGAAGUGCUUAA
Cooperia oncophora is the source of this 474-nucleotide messenger RNA. Lineage: Eukaryota; Metazoa; Nematoda; Chromadorea; Rhabditida; Trichostrongylidae. The record is from the annotation of a GenBank genome assembly.